Eimeria maxima is the source of this 12633-nucleotide messenger RNA. RefSeq lists its product as hypothetical. Gene Ontology annotation, molecular function: transcription coregulator activity; cysteine-type endopeptidase activity. The transcript has 5 exons. Bases 1 to 12633 code for a protein of 4210 amino acids. Lineage: Eukaryota; Apicomplexa; Conoidasida; Eucoccidiorida; Eimeriidae. Gene Ontology annotation, biological process: proteolysis; regulation of transcription by RNA polymerase II. Gene Ontology annotation, cellular component: SWI/SNF complex; nucleus. The record is from RefSeq and is a predicted model, not a curated record.
AUGCAGGCCAGCCCCCAGAGGAGCCCCUUAGCUGCAGCUGCUAGGCAAAGGCGCGCAGCUGCUGCUGUGGCAGCAGCAACAUUAGCUGCCUCUCCUGUGCGCCGAACACCAGCAGCAGCAGCAGCAACAACAACACCUGCAUUAACACCAGCAGAAGGAGCAGCAACACCAACAGCUCGAGCAAUACCUCCCUCGCCAUUUGCUGCUGCUGCUGCUGCUGCUGUCGGCUGCUUCAACUUCAGCAGCAGAUCAACACAGGCAGCAGCAGGAAAAAGGCCAGCAGGAGAUGCUGCUGUUGCACAGGAGACGCACAGAACAGCAGCAGCAGCAGCAACAGCAGCAGCAGCAGGAGACCCGCAACAAUGGGACCGCUGCAUUGCAGCAGCAGCGGAUCUUUCUAAGGCGUGGAAGGCCCUCAAGGCAGAGGCAAGCAGCAGCAGCAGCAGCAACAGUAGCAACAGCAGCAGCAGCAGCACCACGAGGCUUUACCAUGACGUAGCUCGGCUGUCUCGGCAGCUGCAGCAGCAAAUCGAUGGUUUGCUGUUGCUGCUGCCAACAAUCAGCAGCGAAGGUGACCCUGAAACUACACAGGCUGUAUCAGCAGCAGCAGCAGCAGCAGCAGCAACUGGUGCUGCUGCUGCUGCUGGAUCUGUAGAUACAUCUAAAUGCUGCGACGUUUCUUCUUGCACAGUUGCACUCCCUGCCCCUUCCCCUACCGUAGCCACUGCAGCAACAGCAGCAGCAGCAACACCAGCAGCAGCAGCAGCAGCAGGAGUGAGUGAGUUUGCUGCUGCUGCUGCUGAGGGUACAAUAGAGACACCCUGUGGUGUAUGCCCAUCUGCAGCAGCAAAACUUGUCAGAGCAUUGGGUGUCUGCUCCUGUGAAGCAGCAGAAGGCAGCAGCGCCUUUUUGCUGCUGCCGCAGACUGCAGCAGCAGCAGCAGCAGGAGCAGCAGCAGGAGCAGCAGCAGCAGCAGCAACGGGAGUCGCAGAGGCUGCUGCUGAGAAGACACCUCAAGACUCCUAUAGUCAAACUGCACAAGAUUGCAGCGCGCUGCAGCAGCAGCAGCAGCAGGAGCUACAGCAGCUGCUGGGUGCAGCAGCAACAGCAGCAGCAGAAACGUACGGCUCUUUGCUGUCUAUUGAGUCGCUGCUGCGUGCUGUUGCUGCUGCACUGCAGCAUGAGCAGCAGCAGCAGGAGCUUAGGUUCCUCUUAGAGCAGGCGGAGAACGAUCCUUUCGCAGCGUGGCAGCCACAGCAACAGCAGCAGCAGCAGCUGCUGCAACAGCAGCAGCAGCAGCAGCAGAGACAGCUGCAGCAAGCUGCACAGACACUCCAACAUUUCCUUGUCAAAGAUUUCGAGGGAUUGGCAAAUGCUGUUGCCAGUCGAUGCAUGGCUGGCUUUGCUGCGCUGCAGCAGCAGCUGCUGCAGCAACUGCAGCAGCAGCAGCAGCAGCAGCAGCAGCAAGGGGAACAGCGACAGCAGCAGGAAGCGGUGCUUCUGAUCAUCGGAGAGUGUGGGCGGAGUCUUCUGCAGCAGCUGCUGCAGGUGAGCAGCAGGGAGUUGCAGCAGCAGCGCAGAGGCGGCGCCUCCCUUCUGCGUCACUUCUACCUCCAUUGCAACGCGUAUAUGGCGUUCGCUCGACGAGCCCUAAGGGUGCGUCUCUACUCUGUUGCUGCUGCGCUGCUGCUGCCCCUAAGCCCCGUGCUGCAGCAGCUGCUGUCCCUUCCGUGGGCCCCACAGCUGCAGACAGCAGCAGCAACAGCAGCAGCAACAGCAGCAGCAGCAGCAGCAGCAGCAGCAGGAGCGACGGCUGGAGAGUGUUCUUAUGGGUCUGCUGCAAUGCAAGACAAAGAAGUGGUGGUAAUUGACUCAGACAGCGAAGGAACACAAGGCAGCAGCAGGAAGAACAGCAGCAGCAGCAGCAGCAGCAGCUACAGCAAUAACAGCAUCCAGGCAUAUAACCCAUAUGCAAGACGCGUAGAGUCCCCAUUCAGGGCCUCUCCCUUCGCCACUACCACAGCAGCAGCAGCAGCAGCAGGAUGUUCAAGCACAGCAGCAGGAGCAGCAACAACAACAGCAGCAGCAACAGCAGCAGCAGCAGCAACUGCAGCAGCAACAGCUCUCCAGCGAGCCAAACGAGCGGCUUCAGGCGGUGCUUCAGACACUCCCCACCGCAAGCAUGCCCGCAGUCUGACACAGCAGCAGCAGCAGCAGCAGCAGCAGCAGCAGCAGGACAGUGGCGAGCCGCUGCUUCCUGCAAGGUUUGCCCUUGACGAAGCAGCACAAACCCCACGAAGGAAGCAGCAGCAGGAGAAGAGCUGCCUAUACACCUCACCUGCUGCUUCUCCUUUUAGCCGUACUCCUAAGACGACACCUUUUGCUGCUGCUGCUUCUGCAGCAGCAGCAGCAACACCUGUUUCCGCUGCUGCUGCUGCUGCAGCAACGAGGGCCGCAGCUACAGCAGCAGCAGCAGCACUCUCCCUAGGCAGCCGCAGGGCGAACACCCCGAUUCUUCAUCGGCGACUAACCGAAGCAGCAGCAGCAGCAGCAGCAAGUGCUGCUGCUGCUGCUGCUGCUGUGUCGCCAUUUGCAUGCGCAAGGAACACUCCCUGCAGCACACCAACGCCCUUCCGCAGCAACACCUGUCGAACAGCAGCAGCAGCAGCUGCAACAGCAGCAACAGCAGCAGGUACUUCAACCUUUGGUGCGCUGCAUGUGCAGACGUAUGCAGCACACAUUGGUUUGCUGCAAGCAGCACAAGCAGGGCAGCAGCAGCUAGAAGCAGCAGCAGCAGCAGCAGAACAAUUGCUGCAGCAGCUGCUGUCUUCCUGUAAAAUUGAGGUAUUAGAUUAUAUUGCCUUCUGUGCUGCUGCGGCCUACAAACCGCAUAUACAGCAGCAGCAGCUGCAGCAAAGGCACAUGCUGCAGCAGCAGCAACAACAACUGCAGCAGCAGCAGCAGCAGCAGCAGCAGGACGAAGGAGAGACACUAGGGACAGUCCCUCCUUUGGCUAUAGAGAUAACAGAAAUUCUUCGUGCCUCUGUAACAGCAAAGCUGCAGCUCCACCUGCAGCAGCUGCAGCAACAGCUGCAACAGCAGCAGCAACAGCAGCAGAAGCAACAACUGCAGCAGCGUGAGCAAAUCAAACUAAAGGAAGAAUCUGCCGACAAGUGCAACUGUCAGUCUGAGAGCAGCAGCUGCUGCAACAGCAGCAGCUGCAGCAGCAGCAGCAGCCGCUGCAACAGCAGCAAGGAAUCUUCGAGCUGCUGCUGUCCCCUUACAGCUGUAGGCGACGGUUCAGCAUCAGCAGCAGCAGUGUCUCCAGCGGCAGCAACAGCAGCAGCAGCAGCAACAGCAGCAGAAAGAUGGCCGUUAUGGGGAGCACCUGUGCAUGCGCUGCAGUGUAUCUCCAGCACCGCUCCGCAGGAGGCCUGGGCUGCUGGUGCUGCUUGCAGCAGUCAGCAGCAGCAGCAGCAGCAGCAACAGCAACAGCAGCAGCACGACUCUGAGUUGAGGAUGUGGGUGUCUCGCUUGCUGUGUCUUGACUGGCAAGUGCUGCAGCAGCUGCUAGUAGAGGACAGACUGCAGCACACAGCAGCAGCAGCAGCAGCAAAACCGCUAGAUAGAAUGUGCGUCGUGCUGCUGCUUGGUGCUGCUGUGCAGCAGCAGCAGCCUCAAAGCCUGCAUGCUGCUGCUGCAGCAUUUGCUGCAGCAGCUCAGACUCGACUGCAUGCGCUGUGCAGCAGCAACGAGCGCAGCAGCACUAACACCCAGCUAUUGCUGCUGCACUUCAACCAACAGCAGCAGCAGCAGCAGCAGAUGCUGCUGCAGCUGCUGCAGUGGGUAAGCACAGAGGCUGUUGCAUCUCUGUCGCACUUUUGCUGCUGCUUCUCCCGCGUUGCUGCUUUUGUGUGGCAGCGGUGUACAGCACUGCAGCAGCAGCAGCAGCAGCAGCAGCACCAGCGGCGCUGCUCCGAGCAGCUAGCUGAACUCCGUUCUCCCACUCAGCAACAGGAACAGCAACAGCAGCAGCAGCAGCAGCAGGACUGCCUCUGUGGUUCAUGCGAGACAUCUGCUGCUGCUGCUGCACCUGGAGGCUGCGUAUGGAAUCGCGAGCUGCUGCUGCUGCUGCUGCAGCAAAAUAAAGGCGUAGGAUCUGCAUGCAUCUCCUGGCUCGCUGCUGCUGCUUCAGCAGCAGACCGGCUGCUCUCGUUGCUGCAGGCACCUAACAAGGAGCGUGCCACUGCUGCUGCUGCUGCUGCUGCUUCCCUGCGCUUCCCAGUCAGUGGCCUUGGCGGCGAAUCCCGGUCUUGUACGGCAAGCUCCUCUGCAGCAGCAGCAGCAGCAGCAACAGCAGCAACAGCAGCAGAUUAUCUUUCUACUGUUAAUGGCUCAGACUGUUUUGUGGCUCUGUCUGAAAUGCCCAAUGAAGAGCAGCAGCAGCAGCAGCAACAGCAGCAGCAGCAGCGUGCCGUGCUGCUGUGGCUGCGGGCAUCACUAGGCUCCGCGUUGUCCUCGGCUCUGCUGUUUGGCUGGCCAGACAGUAGCAGCAACUGCAGCAACAGCAGCAGCAACCACAGCAGCAGCAGCAACGAAAGUCCAAGCAGCAACUACAUCACCCUCAACAACAACAGCAGCAGCAGCAGGGCUGCUGCAGAUGUUCCUGCUGCUGAUGAUGGCUCUGGCUGCUGCUGCUGCAAGCCGUGGGUUGCGCUGGCUGUUUACUGGAACCGACAGCAGCAAUCCCGCGCAGCAACGGCAGCAGCAGCAGCAGGAGUAGCUGCUGCUGCGUCAGCAGCAGCAGCAGCUGCUGCUGCUGCAUCCGCAACAGGAGUAGCUGGGAGUUCGUCAAGUUGGGGCUCAGCAGCACGUCCGCUGCAGCUGCAGCAGCUGCAGCGAGAGCUGAUGAAGGAGCAGCAGCAGCAGCAGGUUUGCUGCUGCACCUGUUGGUGGGCUGCUGCAGCACGACGGACGUGGCAGGCGAAGCAGCAGACACGUAAAGCAUUCUGCGCCUUGCUGUUGGCCCUGCAGCAGCAGCAGCAGCAGCAAGGGGUCACCCUCGACGCGCUAUUUGCGGCCUACGACAACGAAACUGCUGCUGCUGCUGCUGCUGCUGCUUCCUCUUUGGAUGCUGCCUCCCCCUCACCUCGUGCUGCAACGGCUGCUGCAUAUUUACUGCAGCAGCAACUCCUCAGCUGUUGUGUUGUGGUGGCUGCAGCAGGGAGGAGGGCAGCAGCAGCAGCAACAGGAGCUCCAGCAGUACCCGCAGCAGCAGCAAACGCAUCAGCAGCAGCAACGGCAGCAGCAGCAGCACGAGAGGAAGGCCCUGGUCCUUCGUUGGCUAUGCUGCUGUUAACUCCCCAAACGUUUUGUGUUUCUCUGGGGUGUGGGGUUGCAGCACCAGCAGCAGCAGCAGCAGCAACAGCAACAGCAGCAACAGCAAGUUAUCAACACGCAACACCCAACAUGCUUUCUGUGACGGAGUUGCUGCAGCUUGUGGGUGAUCUGGGGUCAGCAGCAGCAGCAGUUGAGGAUUAUCUGCUGCAGCAGAACAUUUUGCUGCUAUGUGCUGCUGCGCUGCUGCCCUUCUGGCGGGCUGCAGCCUUCGACCAGGAACAGCAGCAGCAGCAGCAGCAGCAGCAACAGCAGCAGCAGCAGCAGGAUGUUGACAGCCUUAUAAAAGAAUAUGAGGAAUGCCGCAGUGUAGCAGACAAUCAAUAUGCUGCUGCACUUAUUCUCCUGCAGCUGUGUCGUGCUGUUCUUGCUGCUGCUGCUGCUGCUGCUGCUGCCACUGCUGCUGCUUCAGAAACGGUCAGUGAAGGCAGCAACAGCGGAGUAGGGCCUCUUGCUGCUGCUGUUGCUGCUGCUGCUGAUGCAUGGCUUGCAACAGGUGUGCGGCAGCUGCAGUCAUGGGCAGAACUGCAAGUGAAUCGUCUGCUGCCCCUUGCUGCAGCUGUUGAUAAGGCCCUCUGCAGCAGCAGCAGCAGCAGCAGCUCUCAGACAAACAGCAGCAGCAGCAGCAGUGCGGUGCGGGCUUUACGUCGUGCUGUAGAAUCAGCACAGAGGCAACACGCUAGUCUCAUGCAUGCGGCAAGCAGCAGCAGCAACAGCAACAGCAGCAGCAGCAGCAGCAAUAGGAAGGGCACCGGUGGUGAGUAUGGCUCUUUAUCUGCUCUUUCUGCUGCUUAUUUUGUUGCGCUGCACUCUCAAGCAGCAGCAGCAACAAUAGAGGCGGCAAGCAGCAGCAGCAGCAGUAGCAGCUCGGCGGCGUUGCGUUUUGCUGCAGCUGAGGAGGUGCUGCUGCUGCAGCUUUCGGGUCAGCUGCAGCAGAAGCAGCAGGAGCAGCAACAAGGUUCUUCUUCUUUGCUGCAACAGCAGCGCGUCUUUCUUCUGACGUUGCAGCAAGUUGAGUAUGUGCUGCGAGCAGCAGGUGUAUUUGUGCCACAGCAGCAGAAUGCUGCAGCAGCAGAUACUGCAGCAGCAGCGGCAGCAGCGGCAAAGAAGUCCUUGCCCUUCCUUUUGCUUCCUCAGCGAUGGCUGUCCCCAGAAACGCAUGCAUGCGUUGCGCGCUUCUUGCUGCAGCUGCUGCUGACACAGAAGCACCAAGAACAGCAGCAGCAAGGACAGCAGCAGCAACAGCUAAUACAGCACCAUGCUGGUGUCUCCUCAGCAGCAGCAGCAACAUCAGCAGCAGCAACUGCAGCUGCAGCAGCACCAAAAGGAGGUCCCUCCAGCAUUAGCCCAUUGGUCUUGUGGGGUGCUGCUGCUGCAGUGGGCGAAGCAGCAGCAGCUGCAGCUGCAGCAGCAACAGCAAGUACAGCGUCUGCUGCAUGCAGCAGCAAAGCUCUUUCCAAUGUACCGCUGUCUCGUAGUCUGCUGCCUUGCAUGCUCAUCUCCAAGGGCUCAAGCAGCAGCAGCAGCAACAGCAGCAGCAGCAGCAGCAGCAGCAAGGAUCUAUGGCCUGUCUCCUUUGUUGAGGGCUUCAAGCUGCAGCGAGUCUUAGGCAGCAGCCGCGGGCGGCCUCCGCUUGCUGCUGCUGCUGCUGUUGCUGCUGCUGGUGGACAUUUUGCAUUCGGAGGCGUGUCUUCCUUUGCUUCUUCUCUGCUGCUGCAGCAGCAACAGCAGCAGCAAACAACUCUCUGGGCAGCAGCAACACUGGAGGGCGUAGCAGCAGACACAACUACUGCAUGCGAUUUGCUGCUGGCAGAUCUGCAGCAGUGCUGCCGCUGCUGCUAUGCCUUGCUACCUGCGCUGCGGCUAGCCAUGGCGCUGCUGCUGCUUCUGCUGCAGCAGGGAUACCCGGCUCUCGAUGCUGCAGCAGCACAGCUUGAAGCCCAGCAACAGCAGCAGCAGCAGCAACAGCAGCAGCUGCAGCCGCGCUUCUUCAGCUGGGAACAGACACAUUACCUGACAGCAAAAGAACCGCUGCUGCAGUGUUUGCUGCAGCAGGUGCCGACUGCUUCUGCGUCUUCUAAAGCAGCAGAAGCAGCAGCAGCAGCAGCAACAGCAACAGCAACAGCGGCAGCAGCAGCAGCAGCAGAUCCAGCAGCAGAAGAAGAGGCACCGAAGCAGCUGCAGCUGUGGCAUCCGUCACAUACACCUCCGCAGUGUCAUUUGCAGGUGCAGCAGCAGCAGCAGCAGUUCGUGCUGCUGCUCUCCUUGCUGAAGUGCUGCCUUGCUGCUUGGAGGGAACUUGGCAGCAGCAACAAUCCCCGUUCUGAGCAGCAGCAGCAGCAGCAGCAGCAGGAAAGCAAUCGUUGGGGCAAGCUGCUUCCAAUAAAAGACAGAGCCAGUUGGCUGUCUCUUCUUGCUGCUGCUGCUGCAGCCUCCAGCAGCUGCAGCGACAGCUGCUGCAUCCUUUUGGACAGCAACCACCGAUCUACCAAACGGCUACUCAGCAGCAGCAGCAGCAACAGCAGCAGGAGCAGCAGCAAACUCCUCCGCGCAUGCAGCAGAGGCCUCGGUAGUAUUGGUCGAGCAGCAGGAGAGACGGCAGGAGGAGGAGGAGCAGCAGCAGCAACAGAAGUAUUGUUAAGGACUUCAUCACCUGCAGCAGCAGCAGAACUGCGAGCAGCAGCAGCAGUUGCUGCUGGUGCAGCAGCAGCAACAGAAGCAGCAGCAGCAGAAUGUGAAAGUGCUGCUGCUUGGCGUUGGAUAAGGGCUACAGGGAUGCAGGUGGGGGCCCCACACCUCCAAGGGGUUAGCGAGUUGCUGCCCCCCUACGCGGUAAUAAUGGCUGAGUUGCAGCAGCUGCAGAUACACCUGAAAAGUAUGCAGCAGCAAUUGCAGCAGCAGCAACAGCAGCAACAGCAGCAACAGCAGCAACAGCAGCAGCAGCAGUUCGAGUUGGUGGGGUUGGGAGGGGCUAAAGAACGAAUGUUCUUGGCGAGCUGGGCACUUUCCCUCAUUCAAUAUUACAGCAAGCAGCAGCAGCAGCAACGACAGCAGCAGAAGCAGCAGCAGCAACAGCAGCAGCAGCAGCAGCAGCUGAAGCUGCAUCUACGAAAGUUGUGUUGUUUUGCUGCGGAGAGACUCAUGGCAGGAAGUCCUCCCUCUCAUGAGCAGUGCAAGCUGCUGCUUGUCCUUGAGCAUAUGUUGCAUGCACUGCAGCAGCAACAGCAACAGCAGCAGCAACAGCAGCAGCAACAGCAGCAUGAGGACCGGAUGGUGUGGGGGAGAGGGGGGUUGUGUCUUACGAGGUGGCAGCAGCAGCAGCACGCAGCAGCAGGCAGCAGCAGCUGCUUCCUUGCUGCUUCUUAUGAUCUUGAGUAUCUCUACGUCUGUCGUCCCUUCCCUAAGCCCCUUGUUAGUGCCCUCGCAGCAGCAGCAGCAGCAACAAUAAGAACUGACGCAGCAGCAGCAGCAACAACAGCAGCAACAGCCUCUUCAGCGCCUGCUGCUGCUGCUACUGCUGCUGAGGUGCAACAUAGUGCUGCAGCACAAAUUUUCUUUUGGGACUGCAACAAGAAAGGUGCAGCGCUACGUUUGCUGCAGCAGCAGCAGCAACAGCAGCAGCAGCAGCAGGAGCUGGCGUGCAUGCCCACAAGCCUUAGCUGCCCACCCUAUUCCUGUAAGGGGGAUGCAAGCAGCAGCAACUAUCCUCCUUCGCUGCUGCUGCUGCUGCGACAGCAGCAAUGGCUGCAGUGGUGUAUAGCUGUCGCCUCAGGGAGAGCUGCGCAGCUACCUAGCAGCUGCCGCCAACAGCAGCAGCAGCAGCAGCAGCAACAGCAGCAACAACAGCAACUAGAUAGGCAGAGUCAGCAACACACGGCUGAAGUCUGCAGCUUAGAGGGCGAAAUACCGCCAGCAGCAGCAGCAGCAUCAACAGCAGCAGCAGCAGCAGCGCAGCAGCAGCAGCAGCAGGAUAGAUUUCAAUUUCUGCAGGAAUGGUGGGCUGAGCGUUGGCUACUAGAGAAACGAAGCGAAGAAUGGCAGCAGCAGCUGCUGCUGCUGCUGGGCCCUUCUGUGCUGCUGCUGCAGGGAUGGCCGCUGCUGCAGCUGCAUGACGUUGCUUCUCUAUCAAGACACCCGAGGACUUAUAGCGGAGAGCAGCAUGUGCUGCAAGCAGCAGCAGCAACGGCUGCUGCUGCUGCUGCUGCUGCUGCUGUUAAUACUCCUGCCUGCGGUGAUACGGUUGCUGCUGCUGCAUGCAAAGGAAAGAAAGCUGCAGCAGCAGCAGCAGCAGCAAGCGUUGACGAUGCUGCGCUGCUGCAGCGAAUAGCAGCACCUGUCCAUCGAAUCAUCUGCUGGCUAAGGGGAUGGGCAUGCGAAGCACCGAAGCAUCAGCAGCAGCAGCAGCAGCAGAAGCAGCAGACGCAGCAGCAGCAGAAGUCAAUUCCCUCCUGGCUAGUCUGCACCUGCAGCGAUGUGCACGGAGGAGCAGCAGCAAGCAGCAAACCACCGUCAUACGGAUCGCAGCAGCAGCAGCAGAAGCAGCAGCAGCAGAAGCAGCAGCAGCAGAAGCAGCAGCAGCAGCAGCAGCAGCAGCAGCAGCGCGAGCCGCUUAUCAGGCCUUUGUCGGAAUGGAUCACUUCUUCGUCUUCUGCUGCUGCUGCUGCUGCUGUGCUGCCUGCUCUUGCUGCUGUCUGCUGCAGCUUGUGCUGCACCCCAACCUUGGAGAUUGAAGUUGCUGCAGAUGCUGCUGCUGCUGCUGCUGCUGCUUGGGCAGCAGCAAUCGCGGAGCACCAAACAGCUGUCUACUGCACCGAUCUGUAUGCGCACCAGCAGCAGCAGCAGCAGCAACAACGACAACGGCAGCAGCAGCAGCAGCAGCAGCAGCAGGUUGUUUCCUUAGUUUACGGCGACUUCGAGACCGCGCUGCAGCAGGAGCAGCCAAUGCCUCUGCGCCUCUCCCAAGGGACUGCCGCAACAGCAGCAGCAGCAGCAGCAACAGCAGCAGCAACAGCCGCAGCAGCAGAAACGGAUGUAGAUUUAACCCGCACACGCUCAAGGUCUUUGAGGAAAACAGCAGCAGCAGCAGCAGCAGCGGCAGCAGCAAGACUUGGUCCUCGGUAUCGUGCAGCUAGCGCAACAGCAGCGGCAGCAGCAACAGCAGCUGCAGCAGCAGAAGCAGAGGGUGCCUGCACUCCAAGAAUCCACCGAGCACAGAGCAGCAGCAUUGCUGCUGCUGCUGCAGCAACAGCGGGCUGUCUUGUUGCGGCGAGUCCCUGUUCUGCAACAGCAGCAGCAACAGCAGCAGCAGUAUCGGGGAGGGCGUUGCUCCAUCAGCAGCAGCAGCAGCAAGUGCAAAAUCAGCAACAACAGCAGCAACAGGUGCAUAGCCAGGAGCAACAGCUGCCGUAUGGAUGCGGUGCCGCUCCUGCUGCUGCAUCUCCUGCUGCUGCUGCUGCAUCUGCUGCUGCUGAUAAGGAAUUAACGCAGCAAUUCAGCAAAGAAAUGCUGCAGCUGGUGGGUGGCCGCUUGCGUCUAUCUCUUGAGGCAUUGGGGCUGCUGCUGCUGCACAUUUUAUCCCCUGUGCUGCAGCAGCAGCAGCAGCACAUAGCAGCAGCAGCAGCAGCAGCAGCAGCACCUGCUGCUGCGGUGCUGCAGCAAGACUGCAGCGUGAAUCCCCUGCUGCUCAACAAAUCCAUCCCUUUGCUGCAGCAGCUAGCUGCUAGCUUCCUCUGCUGCGUCGUCUUGCGGCUGCAAGCUGUGCGACAAGAUCAUUUCCCCUGCAUGCAGCAGCAGCAGCAGCAACAGCAGCAGCAACAGCAGCAGCAGCAGCAGCAGCAAUCUGAAUCAUGUGUAUGUUCCGGUAGCUGCAGCAGCAUCAGCGGCGCUCCCAUCAUCACACUGAGACAUGAAGCCACCUCCAGCAGCAGCAGCAGCAACAGCAGCAGCAGCAGCAGCAGCAGCAGCAGCAGCAGCAGCAGCAGUGUUGCAGUCCUUAUUGAGCGUCCUCUAUGGGCAACAGGAUGUGAGCCCCUCUCCCUGUAUAUUCAUUCUUUGCUGCUGCAGUUGCCUAUUGAGGGUCUUAGUCUGCUGCAGCAGCAACCUCUGUCCCGCGGUGUACACCCAGCUGUUGCUGCUGCCCUGCUGCAGGCAGCAGCAGAACGGAGUGUACAACAGCAGCAGCAACACCUGCAGCAGCAGCAAGACGGAGGCACAGCGGCAGAAGUAGACGGGAAACGAACAGCAGCAGCAGCAGAAGCAGCAACAGCAGCAGCAGCGGAAGCAGCAACAACAGAAGUGACAGCGGUAGCAUCAAAGAAAACAUCGCCAGAGCCAGCAGCAGCAGCAGCAACACGGGCAACAGCAGCAGCAGUAACAGCAGCAGCAGCAGCAGCAGCAGGUGUUGCUAAUUCAGGUGUACAGACACCUCGCAGGUGUUGCCGUUCUGUGGGGCCAUCGGCUGUUUCUGUUGCAAGUCCCUUCCUGCUGCAGAGCAGCAUGAGAUCAGCAGCAGCAGCAGCAGCAGCAACAGCAGCAGCAGCAGCAGCAACUCCUUCAUCGUCGCAGCACCGACGUGUUGCAGCAGCAGCAGCAACAGCUAUGCGAGCAGCAUACGGCAACACACCGCACCGACAGCAGCAGCUGCUGCAGCUGCAACUGCAACUGCAGCAGCAGCAGCAGCAGCAACCAAGACAGAAGGUGUCCCUAUUGGAUUUCAAUAUACAGCUGGAAGACCACUGGUCCGACGAUAGCAGCAGCAGCAGCAGCAGCAGCAAGUGCAGCAGCAGCAGCAGCAGCAGCAGCAGCAGCAGCAGUGGUGCUUUAAUCCUCCGUCCUCUUAUGUAUGGCGAAGUCUUACAUCGUUGGAAGCGCGCAACGAGCACCAGCAGCAGCAGCAGCAGCAGCAACAGCAGCAGCAGCAGCAGCAGCAGCAGCAAAUUAUAUGAUAACGAGUGGCUGUCGCUGCUGCUAACAUCUGAGGUAUUUUUGUAUUGUGGUCAUCAAGGAGGAGAACAAUUUGUAGAUGUCUCCUUGCUGCAGCGGUGUCUCCUUCUUCCUCAGCAGCAGCAGCAGCAGCAGCAAGCAGCAGCAGCAGCAGCAGCACAGAGGCCACACCCUAGAUCCGCAGCAAAUGCUGCUGCGCUGCUGUGUGGCUGCAGCAGCGCACAGCUGCGCAGCAGCAAAGAAGGAGGAGAACCAUCAGGCACUGUCAUUGACUACUUAACAGCAGGAUGGUAA